This is a messenger RNA of Bacillus rossius redtenbacheri, 6998 nucleotides long. RefSeq lists its product as uncharacterized. The coding region runs from base 3440 to 4561 and encodes 373 amino acids. The transcript has 7 exons. The record is from RefSeq and is a predicted model, not a curated record. NCBI's taxonomy places the organism in Eukaryota, Metazoa, Arthropoda, Insecta, Phasmatodea, Bacillidae.
CGGCUCACACGCAAUUUACGAGGGAAAAAUAAAUUUAUCUCCACACCGGCCAUUGUUACAAACGCGGGCAUUAAAUAUGACGCGAUAGAUAAAGCAAAUGCUAUAGCAGACAUUUUUGAAAAACAAUUUUCACCAAACGAGGACAUAAACGAGCCUCAAUUUACUAGGACCACGACAGUAGCUGUUAAUAACUAUUUACAAAUCGUUCCACAAGCCGAGCCGGAACUCGUAACAAUUAAAGAGCUCUUAGAAGCUAUUCACUCGCGACCAAAAAAUAAAGCAGGCGGACCUGACGGAAUAAAUUUUGAUACUUUAAAGAAAUUAUCAUUUCAGGCUAUACAAUACUUUCUUAAAAUAAUAAAUGCUAUUUUUAUUCUUAAAUCCUACCCAGCGUCAUGGAAACUAGCUAAAGUUAUCACCAUUCCGAAACCGGGAAAAAAUGCGUCACUACCACAAAACAGGCGACCUAUUAGCCUCCUAAAUAGCAUGAGUAAAAUUUUCGAAAAAAUUUUACUCAAACGACUUCAACACCAUUCGGACGAACACGAAGUCAUUCCAGAUAACCAAUUUGGUUUUAGAAGGGGCCACUCUACCUCUCACCCCCUAAUUAAGCUCAUUGAAGAGGCCACUGACGGUUUUAACUCACGAGCGAAAUUUACUGUCGCAACGAUGCUAGACGCGGAAAAAGCUUUCGACAAAGUUUGGAUACCUGGCUUAAUUCAAAAAUUAAUUACAUUUAACUUUCCAGACACGUAUAUUCAUCUGGUGGCCCACUAUUUAUGGCGUCGAAAAUUUUUUGUAUCAAUAGAGGGGGCGAAAUCAUCCACUCGGGAGCUGACAGCAGGUGUGCCGCAGGGGUCCCCACUCUCACCCUUUUUCUAUAAUGUUUACACAGCCGACAUCCCGCGGGAACAUGCCCACGUGCAAUUAUAUGCAGACGACACUGCAAUAAUAUAUCAAUCCCCGAAUUUGAAGUUUGCUUUAACCAAAGUUCAGAGGCAGCUUACCUCACUCGAACAAUGGUACACUCGCUGGCGCAUUAAAAUAAAUGGAGCCAAGUCCACAACUUUAAUUUUAACUAAAAAAUACACCGCCCCCGACCGCGAAUUAAAAAUUUUUAAUCAAGCCAUACCAUUUGUUAAAUCGGCUAGAUAUUUAGGUUUAACUCUAGAUACCAGGCUCACCUGGAAAGUUCACACCACUAAGGUGACACAGUUUGCGCGAGGCACUUUGCGCAGCCUAUACUCAAUGUUUAAGGCCCCCCAAUUUCCUAGAAAGAAAAAAUUACAGCUGUAUUUACAAAUAGUUCGCCCUCAAUUAUUAUAUGCUUGCGAAAUCUGGGGCUAUGCAGCAAAAUGCCAUAUCGAUAAAGUACAGGUCACUCAAAAUAAAUUUCUUAGAGCCAUUGCAGAUUGCGGCUGGUACACCAGCACACUAGAAGUACACCAUCUACUCAAAGUAGAAUAUGUAGAGGAAUAUAUAAAACGGCAAAACAGGUCUUUUUAUGGCCAGCUCCCUGAACAUGCCAAUACUUAUAUGAAUUCACUUCCGGACUACGACCCAGCUGCACAGCGACAGUUUAAAAAACCGCGACUUGCCUAAGCCAGGUUAUACUAGAAUCCACACAUCCCAUGUACGCAGGGCAACUUAGCAAACAUAGCAGACGUUUCUCUCUGGCCCCGAUGUGCCUGUCUACGUCCUGCGGUGCAAAUAAUCAACAUUGGACUAGCCAAUGAUUGACAUGCCCAGGACUCGUAAAUAUUGCGUCAACACUACUUUUGGCCCAGCGGGGCUCUAUUUUAUUGCGUCAACACUACCUUUGACCCAGCGGGGCUCUAAUUAUAAACCAGCGACAACUCGACCGCAGGCCCAAAUUCCUUUAAUUACCAAAUCUUUCCUUCCCCCACCUCCUCCACUAGUCCUUGCUAGUUGUUUUCCCCAGCCAUUAUUAAUUAAUUCAUUAAUGUAACUUUCAUUUUCUUGCUAAUUCGAAAUGGUCCGAAGCAUGCAGGUGUAGGUUUUGACCCAUGCAGCGGUCCACUGCCUGUGUGUUAGGGCUGACUCCGUAUGCCUGAAGGGCGAGACCCGCCUGGCAGGCUUCACCUCCAGUGCCGGCCGCGUUUCGGAAGGCAUGGGUUUUUGAAUUGCGACAAAAAAAAAAAAAAAAAAAACUGGACGAGGGCAUCUCUCUGCUCGAACAAUAAUAGAAUAGGAUGACAUUCAUUUACUAAUUUCACUCUCUAUUUUUCAGGUUUAGACGACAACAGCCUGGGGGCUAACUACAGCAAUACUGGUUUAGCCUAACUUUGACCGAACUAUACUGGAACGCAAUAGUUCGGUCCUUAAGGCGGCCAGGUGUUUACUAAUCUAUGUAAUUUCUCCUACACAUCGGUAAACUUACACGAUGAUAUGCCUGCUUGGUCAGCCGGGUAUGUGCGGCCUUGGAGCUAUACACUACACUCACACAACGAGAUUAAUUAGGCCAUUUUUGCGCACACUCCACACGCCUCUAAAUACAGACAUCACGACACUCUCAUGCAUCAGUUAGCCAACUAACUGAGGGGAAAGGGUGACCUCCCCCCGCCUGACACCUACACUAUUAAAAAUAGAGCCAAGCAACAUGCGACAGCUAUUUUACUUCUUCUGGACCGUGAGCCACCUUUAAUCUUAAAAUCACACACAUCGCGCCCCGCCGACGUUUCCAAUGAUUCGAUCAAAGUGACGGGGUUGCACUAUUUAUAUUGGCGACCACAUAGCGAGUUAUGGGAACGUAAUAGUUCCCGGUAUCGCUGUCACACGCUCCCGGCCGAGCAUAUGAGGAAACGGCGGCGGCCCCUUCUCAGUCGCACCUGUGUUUCCGUACCAUGUGCGUCUCUGCCUGAGGACGGGAGCAGAUAGCAGUUCCCGAAACGUCGCUUGUUUCUGUUUAGGUAAAACUAUUGUAUUUGUUUGUUUUUUCGUUUUGUCAUGUUUUUUGUCUCGCUUCAACUGUUGUGCUGAAUUAUUUUGGGUUUCAAUAUUUUUGUGUUGUCAUCAUUUGUGGGGAUUUUUUCGUUCUCUUAGUACAUUUUUCUUUGUUUUUUCUUUGUUUGCUGACCAUAUUCCUGUUUCGGAAUAUUUUGUGGUGUUCAUAUCCUUGUUGACAACAGCAAUUGUUUGCUUAAUUUUGUGUGUUUUUGUAUCUUUUUUUGAGUAUUUUUAUUUUUAUUUUUAUUUAUUUAUUUUAUUUAUUAGUUUUUCUUCAACAGAAAAAGUUCUUAGCAAUAGCGUAUGUCCAAAAACUUACAUCAAGUCAUGCACUCCCAUUGCACAAAUCUUUUAAAGAUAACAGGAAAUGUGAACUUAAACAAGAACCAACCUGGCCGCCGUCACAUCUACUGUAAGAGUUCGCAUUGGGCUAAAUUAUCUUGGUGAAAUCAGGCAGUUUUAUUUAUCCUUCAUGUAUCAAGUAGUGGAGUUUGACACUGAUAGUGGAGGAGGGGUUGGAAUUAUCCACUCUAAAUGGCUAACACCAAGAAAGAAAGAGUGUUUUUGGCCACCUUUUAAACAUUCUCAAGAGUACAAUAAAUGUCUCAGUGACGGACAGCGUCCUUGUGAAAAAUGGAGAAUUUGUGCUUUGAAGAGAAAAUUCUACAUUACUGAUGACAUAUUAAAGGCCAGAGAAAAAUUGAAAGAUGCAGAAUUUGAAUCUGACAUUGCAACUGAAUAUGAGAAUGAAUCCUCACAGAAAAGGAAGAAAAGGCCAAACAGAAGAAUUUUAUACAGCAGUGACGAAAGUAGUAGUGAUGAAUAUGACACAAAUAACCAGCUAGCCCACAAGAAGUAUCCAUCUCCACCAGAUGUGGAAGUGGCUGAAGUGCCAGUGGCUGAGUGUCAAAGGUCUGUGAACACACCGUCCAACUCAGCAGAUUCUGUGUUCACUAGAGACUCUCGUCCUUCUCGCAGAAGUGUUAUUAAUUCAGAAUCGUCUUCCUCAAUUCUUUGUUCUGUGGAAAAUGGAAAUACUGUUAAUACUCAAGAUGUUACUGUGUCAGAAGAUUCCACCAGAGAGCAAGUUGGUUUACAAGUGAUCGCUAGACAUUUGGCCAAAAUUGAGAAGCGUUUGGAUGUUAUUCAGCAAUCUGUAUCAGAAUUAUUAAAGCAGACUUUACCAGACACUGUACAGAACAUAAAUAUUUUACCAGAAGAGUUGACUCUUCCAUGCGAGACUGAAGAACAACUCAACAAAGUGGAAGAAUGGAUAUCAAUCCCAGAAAAUAAGAUAUGUAUGGAAACCACACUUGCUACAGUUGGAGGGAGAAAAGCUGAUCAUGUUGUGCGCCAUAUACUAGAGAGACUAUUCACAAAUAGAUUGGCAUUGAAAUACAAUUGGACAGGAAAAAAUCAGAAGAUAGCAUUAAAAAAUCUGCAGCUGAUGAAGAUUAUACCUGCUGCUGUUAGAAGAAAUAAAUCCACUAGCAACAUCUGUGAUGAUGAUGUGAAUACCAUUUUACGGAACUGGUUCCGUUUUGCAAAGGACAGGGAUGGAGGUCGAGACAGCAGAAGACAGUCGGCUAAAUAGAAAAAGACAUCAGAAAAAUGUCUACUGUGGAAGUUCAAAGAGAACUAAUUUGCGAAAAGUGGCAGUUCGUUCAAAAGAAAUUUGUCAAGAAUUAUGUAAUGAAAUUCAGCACAAUUAUGUAAAUGUUACUGUAAACACACACACUAACAAUCAUGGUGCUGAUUCAAACAAUGCAGGUAUUUCUACAAAUAAUAAUGAUUACAUAUGCAGCAGUAUUAGUAGUAUAAGUAGUACUGAUGAUGAUUCUUCAGUUGAAGAAAUUGAAAAUUCUGAACUUAGUGCUAACAUUGUUCCUGUUGAACAAAAAUUAGUUGAUUGGAUGUACAGUUAUAACAUACCACAUAAUGCAGCAACAGCUUUGUUGCACAUUUUAAAACCACAUAUGUCAGGUCUGCCCCUUGAUUCACGCUCUUUGCUUCACACUCCAAGGUGCUCAGUAGUGGAUACACAUACCUCAGGCCUUUUCAAAUACUUUGGUGUAGAAAAAAAUCUAGUGAAAAGAGCCCUAACUGGAUUAAAACCUUGUCACUAUCCAUUGCUAAGAAACAUUUACAGGCACUAUAGUUCAGAAAAUAUGGUGACAAUUUCUGUUAAUGUUGAUGGACUACCAUUAUUUUCCAGUUCAAAUAAAUCAUUCUGGGUUUUGUUGGGUAUACUUGACCAGGCUGUUGACAGGUGUCCUUUUGUAGUUGCAGUAUAUUAUGGUGCAUCAAAGCCUUCAGAUGCUACAGAAUUUCUUCAGCCAUUUGUAAAUGAAUGUGUGUUCCUUGAAAGAAAUGGAAUAAAUAUAACGAACAAGCACUAUAAGUUUUGUGUCAGUUGUGUAAUUGCUGAUGCACCAGCAAGGUCAUUUGUGAAAUCUGUAGUUGGCCAUAAUUCACUAAAUGGAUGUGAGAAGUGUGUUCAAAAAGGGAAAUACUAUGGUAGAACAACAUGGCCGUACAAAAUUGAUUGUUCACUGAGGUCUGAUGAGUCAUUUAAAUACAUGGAAUACCCAUACCAUCAGAAAUCAAUAUCAGUGUUAUCUAGUUUGCGAUUAGGACUUGUGUCUCAGGUUCCAUUGGACUAUUUACAUUUAAUUUGCUUGGGGGUAAUGAAACGAUUGAUACGCAUAUGGUGUGAUACUGGCCUUAGGAAAGGGAAGUUAAGUUCAAAAAGCAUUGAUACUCUUUCUAACAGAAUGCAGAUAUUGAGAAAGCAUACUCCUAAAGAAUUUUCUCGCAAACCAAGACCCGUGAAAUUGUUUAAAUUUUGGAAAGGUACUGAAUUAAGAUCUUUUUUAUUGUAUUUUGGACCAGUUGUUUUAGUUAAAGUUUUGCCCAGGAGUUUAUUUGAGCAUUUCAUGUUACUUCAUACGGCUGUUUAUGUUUUGGCAAGUGACAUCGGUGAACAAAACUCAUGGAGAAAGUAUGCAAAUGAUUUGAUGCAUGUUUUUGUCAAAGAAAUACCUGCAUUGUAUGGAAAGGAAGUACUUGUUUACAAUUUUCAUAAUUUGUUACACCUAGCAGAUGAUGUAGCCAAUUUUGGUAAACUUGAUCACUUCUCUGCUUUCCCCUUUGAAAACUUCAUGAAAAAAAUUAAAAACAUGGUUCGUGCACCAAACAAUCCAUUGCAACAAGUAGUGAAGCGAUUAGGUGAAGAUGCGUCGUGUUGUUUAAAAACAACAAAACAGUCAUCUGUUGUCAAAAAUGUUGAUGGUUCAAUAAGGUAUGUUGUGUUUGGAGAUCGUAAUAAAUAUGUAAUAGGCACAAAUUAUUCAGAUAGUUGUUUCAUGACUGUGAACGGUGAAGUAAUUGUAGUAAAUGGAAUUAAAAAGGCACUCUCUCCAGGAAUUUACAGUCUUGAAUGUAGUCGCUUUGAGAGUAAAACUGAUUAUAAUAAGUAUCCUUUAAAAAGCAGUACUUUAAAAAUUUACUUAGUGGAUAAUCUUGUAAAAUACAGGAAGUUAUACACUACACAGUUAUAUCGUAAGUGUGUUCUUUUACCGGAUUUCAAUGAUAAUGCGUGUUUUUUGUGUAUACCAUAUUGUAAUAUGGAUGUAUUUUAUUGAAGUUGUCCUGUAAGCAAAUAUAAAUGUACUUCAUUGACAUCCUGGAAGCAUUUGUUUUAUCACAAACCCCACAGUUCAAUCAUGUGUUAUUUACUGGCUUGGAAGUUAAAAUAAAUGUAUGUUUUUGUUUUUUCUUACUUGAUGUUUUGUAUAGUUUAUAUUACUUCAGCUCCAAUGUUUUUAAAAAAUUCUUUAUUGCAGUUCCAGGGUCAAAAUUACUCUGCGAUUACAAUUAUUAUUUUAUUUUUUAAUACCUAUGCAGGAAAGUAGGUAAUAAUAAUGUUCCUUACACACUAUUACAGCUGAAUCUUGUGCAGCAAUAAUUUAACCAUGCAUCUUUUUUUUUGUUAGCUUGUAAGUUAUGUAUUGUAAUAAAAGUAUUUUUUU